GAGGGUAACGCAGAGUAGUCGACGGUUCGAAACCCUCCGCGGUGGCUCGUGUGUUUCCAGCCGAGAUGAACAGCGUCGGGGAGGCGUGCACGGAGCUGAAGCGCGAGUACGACCAGUGCUUCAACCGCUGGUUCGCCGAGAAGUUCCUGAAGGGGGACCGGGGGGGGGACCCGUGCACCGACACCUUCCGGAAGUACCAGCGCUGCGUGCAGGCGGCCAUCAAGGACAAGGACAUCCCGGUGGAGGGGCUGGACUUCAUGGGCCCCAGCAAGGACAAGCCGGAGAGCUGAGGCGGUGGAGGCCGGGA
This is a messenger RNA of Pleuronectes platessa (European plaice), 307 nucleotides long. It is a transcript of the gene triap1, whose product is annotated as TP53 regulated inhibitor of apoptosis 1. The transcript has a single exon. Lineage: Eukaryota; Metazoa; Chordata; Actinopteri; Pleuronectiformes; Pleuronectidae. Bases 66 to 290 code for a protein of 74 amino acids. The record is from RefSeq and is a predicted model, not a curated record.